AUGUCUAGUCAACCAGACCGUGUUAUUCUACCCCAAAACGUGACUCCAGUGCACUACAAGUUGCAAUUGGAGCCAUUGUUCGAUACAUUUAAGUUCAAUGGUACAGUUAGCAUUGAUUUGAAGGUUAACGAUAAGGACACAGACUUUGUUGAAUUGAACACUGUGGAGUUGGAAAUCCAUGAAGCUGAUAUCGCUGGUGUGAAGGCUAGCGACAUUACUUCUGAUGAGGAAGAACAAACGACUAGAUUCACUUUCCCUACUGGCACCUUGCAAAAGGCUGGUGACAGUGGCGAAAUUGCCACUCUGAAUAUCAAGUUCACUGGUAUCUUGAACGACAAGAUGGCUGGUUUCUACCGUGCCAAAUACACCGAUAAGAAGACUGGCGAGACCAAGUACAUGGCUACCACUCAGAUGGAACCAACUGAUGCUCGUAAAGCCUUCCCAUGUUUCGAUGAACCAAACUUGAAGGCCUCCUUUGAAAUUUCCUUGGUUUCGGAGCCACACUUGACCCAUUUGUCCAACAUGGACGUGAAAAACGAGGAAGUUGUUGAGGGCAAGAAGAUCACCCACUUCAACCCUACUCCAAACAUGUCUACUUACUUGGUCGCAUUCAUUGUCGCCGAGUUGGAAUACGUUGAGUGCAAGGAUUUCAGAAUCCCAGUUAGAGUUUACGCUACGCCUGGUUCUGAGCAUUUAGGCCAAUACGCUGCCGACUUGACUGCCAAGACUUUGGACUUCUUCGAAAAGGCAUUCGACAUCAAGUACCCUCUACCAAAGAUGGACUCCGUUGCCGUGCAUGAAUUCUCUGCCGGUGCUAUGGAAAACUGGGGGUUGAUCACCUACCGUGUUGUCGACUUGCUAUUAGACGAAAAGAACGCCAGUUUGGAACGUAUCAAGCGUGUUGCUGAAGUCGUCCAACACGAAUUGGCUCACCAAUGGUUCGGUAACUUGGUUACCAUGGACUGGUGGGAAGGUUUGUGGUUAAACGAAGGUUUCGCCACCUGGAUGUCCUGGUACGCCUGUAACCAAUUCCAACCUCAAUGGAAGGUUUGGGAGCAAUACGUUGCAGAUGAUUUGCAAAGCGCCCUUGGUUUGGACUCCCUAAGAUCAUCUCACCCAAUUGAAGUUCCAGUCAAGAGAGCAGACGAGAUCAACCAAAUCUUUGACCACAUCUCUUAUGCAAAGGGUUCCUCUUUGUUGAGAAUGAUCUCCCAAUGGUUGGGCGAAGAAACCUUCGUUAAAGGUGUUUCAAACUAUUUGAACAAAUUUAAGUUCGGGAACGCCAAGACCGAAGAUUUGUGGGAUGCCCUAUCUGAUGCCUCCGGUAAAGACGUUCGUAAAGUGAUGGAUAUCUGGACCAAGAAGGUCGGUUUCCCAAUUGUCACCGUUACUGAAGACGGUAACAAAAUCACUUUCAAGCAAAACCGUUACUUGAACACCGCCGAUGUCAAGCCAGAAGAAGACACCACUUUGUACCCUGUUUUCUUAUCUCUAAAAACCAAGUCUGGUGUUGAUCACUCUUUGACUUUGGACCAAAGAGAAUUAACCGUUACCGUUGACGAUGCUGAAUUCAUCAAGACAAAUGCUAACCAAGCUGGUAUCUACAUUACCUCCUAUUCUGACGACAGAUGGAAGGCUUUGGCUAACCAAGCUAAACUUUUGUCCGUUGAAGACCGUACCGGUUUGGUUGCCGACUGUAAAAACUUGUCCACUUCGGGCUACACUUCUACCAAGAAUUUCUUGUACUUAAUCUCUCAAUGGAAGAACGAAGAGUCCUUCGUUGUUUGGGAGCAAAUCGUGAACAGUUUGGGAUCCUUGAAGGCUGCUUGGGCUUUCGAACCAAAGGAAACCUUGGAUGCUUUGAAUGAAUUCACCAGACAAUUAGUCUCAGACAAGACUCAUGCUCUAGGCUGGACUUUCUCUGAAGAUGAAUCAUACGCUUCUCAACGUUUGAAGGUUGAAAUGUUCGCCACUUCUGCUGCCGCUAAGGACCCUGUUGUUGUCAAGGCUGCUUUGGAAAUGUUCGACAAGUACACUUCUGGUGACAACGCUGCAAUCCCACCAUUAAUCAAGUCUGUUGUUUUCAACACUGUGGCCAGAGAUGGUGAUGCAAAGAAUUACGAAAAGUUGUUCAACAUUUACAAGAACCCAUCUUCUACUGACGAGAAACUUUCUGCACUAAGGUGCUUGGGUAGAUUCGAAGACCCAAGCUUGAUGAAGAGAACUCUAGGCUAUCUAAUGGACGGAACUGUCUUGAAUCAAGAUAUCUACAUUCCAAUGGGUGGUAUGAGAGGUCACAAGGAAGGUAUUGAAACAUUAUGGGCUUGGACAAAGGAAAACUGGGAUGCUCUACACAAGAGAUUCCCUCCAUCUCUAACAAUGUUGAGUUCCAUCUUGAGUGUUGCUACUUCAGGAUUCACUUCUCGUGAAGCCAUUGACGACAUAAAGAGCUUUUUCAAGGACAAGUCUACCAAGGGUUUCGAUCAAGGUUUGGCUCAAUCUCUAGAUGCUAUCACUUCCAAGGCUAACUGGGUUGAUAGAGACCGUGAAGUUGUUGCUAAAUACUUGAAGGAAAACAACUACUACAAAUAA
This is a messenger RNA of Kluyveromyces marxianus DMKU3-1042, 2592 nucleotides long. RefSeq names its product arginine/alanine aminopeptidase (gene AAP1). Gene Ontology annotation, cellular component: cytoplasm. Gene Ontology annotation, biological process: proteolysis; peptide catabolic process. Lineage: Eukaryota; Fungi; Ascomycota; Saccharomycetes; Saccharomycetales; Saccharomycetaceae. Gene Ontology annotation, molecular function: zinc ion binding; peptide binding; metalloaminopeptidase activity. Bases 1 to 2592 code for a protein of 863 amino acids. The record is from RefSeq and is a predicted model, not a curated record. The transcript has a single exon.